GAGCCCGCCCACUGGGGCGAAGGACACCCACAGGCCAUCUGAGGAACCGCGGCGAGGGCGUGCCUGGUGGGGGCUCCCGGAAGUGACGCAUGACGUCGCCGUACGUGCAGGCGGCUGCGUCGGGCUGCAGGAGAAGAUGGCGGUCUCCACAGGAGUUAAAGUUCCUCGUAAUUUUCGCUUGUUGGAAGAACUUGAAGAAGGACAAAAAGGAGUAGGCGAUGGUACUGUUAGCUGGGGCCUUGAAGAUGAUGAAGAUAUGACACUUACAAGGUGGACAGGCAUGAUUAUUGGGCCACCAAGGACUAAUUAUGAAAACAGAAUAUAUAGCCUGAAAGUAGAAUGUGGAUCUAAAUACCCAGAAGCUCCACCAUCAGUUAGAUUUGUAACCAAAAUUAAUAUGAAUGGAAUAAAUAAUUCCAGUGGAAUGGUGGAUGCACGGAGCAUACCAGUGUUAGCAAAAUGGCAAAAUUCAUAUAGCAUUAAAGUUGUUCUUCAAGAGCUAAGGCGUCUAAUGAUGUCCAAAGAAAAUAUGAAGCUCCCACAGCCACCAGAAGGACAAACAUACAACAAUUAAUUUUAGUGGAUUUCAAACUUGUCUUAAAAUCAACAACCUUCUACUCAUGUUAAUGUCUUGAUUAAAUAUCACAAUGCAAAAUACCCACACAUUAAGUGAAAGAAUUCCAGCUGAUAAACAUGACCUGGACAUUUUAAAGGAUAUAAUUAAUAUAUGUACACCCAUUAUGUUUUCAGGUAACAGGAGGAGAAAUGCAGCACAAAAUUUUCCCCUUGUUAAGGCACUGUCAUAUAAGCAUAAACCUGGAGUGCUCAGAAUAGAAUUCAGGUUUACACAAUGGAAGAAAGCAUGAGAAGUGUCAGAUGGCUAUGGAAGCUGGUGUAUUUUUACAAAAGUCAAACUCUCAAGAAGGAAAACCAGAAAUGGCAUGCUUUAGCCAUCUUGCUCAGUGAAAGCCGCAGUUUAAAUUGUCUAAAGUAGCAGGUACAAUGCAUAUUGUCACAAAUUGUGCUGAUUUUUGAAGCUGUGUGGGUGCUGACUACUAGUAGUAUCAAAAAGUAUGUUCAGGAUUGUUUUGAUACUUGUAUUUAUAAUAAAAAAUGUUGUGGGGAGGUUGAUGAGUUUCUGUUAGACGCCGUUCCUGUGUAUUACAUGUAACAGACAUGGUAAAUAUUUGUUUACAGUCUUUGACAAACCAUGCAUUUAAGUUGAAGUGAAAUCAACAAAAAGGAAAUAGGUGUAUGGAUAUGUGAUUUGAAAGUAAAGUUAGUCUUAAAAUGUAAAUAAAAUGUGGAACAUGU
This is a messenger RNA of Erinaceus europaeus (western European hedgehog), 1314 nucleotides long. It is a transcript of the gene UBE2V2, whose product is annotated as ubiquitin conjugating enzyme E2 V2. The record is from RefSeq and is a predicted model, not a curated record. The coding region runs from base 137 to 574 and encodes 145 amino acids. Lineage: Eukaryota; Metazoa; Chordata; Mammalia; Eulipotyphla; Erinaceidae. The transcript has 4 exons. Gene Ontology annotation, cellular component: nucleus. Gene Ontology annotation, biological process: DNA damage tolerance; protein K63-linked ubiquitination.